GUAGUCAUUUUUUUCUAAAAGAGAUUAAUUUUGAAUCUAUGAAGAAUUCAGUUACCAGUUGCACGCAAAUCAAUCCAGCUAUGUAAAAUAAAUUCAUCUUAAAACUGUUCAAUGGCUUACUUUACCGAUAUGGCAGUACCCAAACCACCCCCCACCGCCUACACCAAAUCUAGAGAUGACCCCUCCAAGCAGCGAUUCAUCCAGCAGGGGGACGUCAGGCUACCCAAGGGCAGCUCACACCAGGCCCAGAGCACCCGAGAGAGGAUUGUGAUGGCCAAGUUGGCGAAAGAUCUCGAGUUAAUUGACAGCCAGAAGAGAAUUGUGGUCAACGCCGUCGAACAGGAGAUGCACCAACUGCGGAUGUGUCUGCGGGAUAUCGAGGAGGGGAAGAGUCAAGUGUCCCCCUACUUGACAGACGUGGACGCCCGAAGGAGUCUCACCUCCUCCUCCAUGGGACCCACGCCAAGACUACUCAUGAAGCCCAUUGUGAGCAUGAGCAAGAGUGACCUGGCGAAACAGAGGGCUAAACUGUUGCAGAGGGAGUACAAGAAACAGAAUGAGAUGAAUGAGUACCUCAACCACCUCUUCCAGACCAUCUCAGACCGCAACAUCAAGGAGUUGAGCAACCUCGCCACAAGUCACAAUAGAAGCGCUAACACGGCCAAGAGUAAAAUGUCUAGUUGCCAUGAUAUUGACGAGGCAAGUUCGGUUGUUGAUGACACCAACCCACCGUCAGCUGCGAAAAACACAAACAGACGAGGCUCUACGUUUUUGGAGGUCCCAAAAAUGAGUGAUAAAAUGGCAAAUGUGGUGAAAAACAAGCUGAGCAAGAAAGCUUCAAAAAUUGAGCUGCCUCGAAUUGAUGCUUGUGGUCUAUCGAGGGAAAGGUCGAAAGUAUCUUUCAAGUUGGAUUCGCGCGAAGACUCGACUAUGGAUGAAAGUUUGGAGCAAGAGGUGUCUAAAAUGGCGAGCAACCUACUUCAGAUGCAGAAGAGGUCAGCGCGGAUUAGACGGAAACUGACGGACCAAAACAUGGUGUGGACAGACGGUGCUAUGGCGCUGUCUCUCCGGAAGCUCCGACGGGAGAAGAACCGGUCGGAGGAGUACGUCAUCAAAAACAGCAGCAGCAGUCGAGCUCUUCUGGCGCUUACGAAAGAGGCGGACUCAAUUGACAGGAGCAAAACUGUGGAGGUGCAGAAAGGGAGGUUGAAGCUCCAUUUCAAGGCUGAUGAUCGGGCCAAAAAGAACAGAGACCACAGGAAGUUCCAAUCUGGGAGGAACCAAAAAAUUGAAACAAAAAUCAUGAGUUUUGUUCAGCAUUGAAACCAGAAA
Symsagittifera roscoffensis is the source of this 1332-nucleotide messenger RNA. RefSeq lists its product as uncharacterized. Bases 112 to 1323 code for a protein of 403 amino acids. The record is from RefSeq and is a predicted model, not a curated record. Lineage: Eukaryota; Metazoa; Xenacoelomorpha; Acoela; Convolutidae. The transcript has 8 exons.